UUUUUCAACACACCGUUCUCCUAGCUACAAGAGACAAUGAGUGAGACGUUGAUAAACACAUCGAGAAUGUAGUUCAGAGGAAAAAAUUUAUCAAUCCGAGUGCAAGGGGAUGGGGUGCAGUGAAUCCAAGCCAUCUCAAGGCAACGGGAGAGCCGAAGCUGAGGCAAUUAUUUCAUCCAAUGGAAACGGAUUGCAGGAGACAGAGCCGGCAAAAACCAAAGCAACGGAUAAUUCGCCACAAGACGUGAACCCAAUCCAAUUAAAUUCCACUCACGAAAGCGUUAAAAGACCUGAAGAGUCGAACAUUAUGAAACCACUGAGAGCAAGGCCAUCCGGUCUGGAAAACGCCUGGGGUAACACAAGAGUCGUAAAUAAAAACCUCGAAAAUACUUUCAACAAGCCGCAAGUACAAAAGGUGGACGACUUUGGCAGCGAAUAUGGAAAAGAUGGUGUUGAUUUAGCUUCAAGUCACGUUCAAAGCAUGCAGGAUACUGAGAAAUUCGUCAGUAACUCGCUUGGUGCGCGAACAUCCCCCGAUGGUACAUACAGCGCUGAUUACAAUGAGAGACUGAACCAUGAACGCCCUGGUAUCCAUAAGAAAGAAUCAGAUGAAUCUUUCGAUCCGUCGAAAUUAAUAGAUAUUGAAAAAUUCAAAGCGGCAAAUGCUCCAGGAAAACAGGUGCAAACGACCACCGCAAAACCAGAAUUGUCAAAAUUUGAUACUGACGUAAACCCCAACGUUCUUGAUGUCUCGAGAAAAGCAGCCAGUAAUGAUGUAGAGAGGCCGCUAAACUAUAACGAAAUUUACGACGACGAUGAAAAGCAACUGAUUGCCAGCAUAGAGAAUGACUUUGAAACAGCUUUGCCAGGAUCUGUGUUCUAACAAAUAACCGUUCCCUCCUAGAAAUCCAAAAGUAGAGAAACAGCUCGAUUCUCCUGGGAGUCACUUCCGUGAAGCUGCGUUUCUUUUAGCUUUAAGAAGUUAUUUUUGAAUGCGAUAGGAUAAAGUCAUGUUUUCAGUUUCACAUCUCCAUUCUACGGUUUCAGAUCCACGGUAUUUUCGGGCGUUUCACCCUGAUGCAUCAACGAAGUCAGAGAAGAGAAACACUAUGUAUUGUGAACGAAGUUUACCCCCAGGUGGACAUGGUAGACUGAUAAUAGCCAUACCACAGUCAUCAGUCUCACGAAUUCCACUCACAGCUCAAUUUUCCUAAUGAAAUGAAGGCGACUCAUUCGUCUGUACCAAAUAAACGGCAUAAAAUCGUGUACACAACUUACACUGUUUCAAGGAAUUCAAGUCGUUUAAGAACUAUUUUUUAUAAAGAGAAACAUAAAAGAGCCUAAGAAUUUAUCAGCGUCAAGGUUUUAACAGCAAGGAAGUAAUGUCGAACUAAGUUUGACUUCAUUUCUUUCAGUUACGGAAAACCUUGUUUGUCUCACUACAGGGGCCUUUUGAGUAUAUGCAUAUUAGAAAACGUCGAAAAGUAAAGAAGUAUUUAAAAACUGUGCAUCGUUAUUAUCCUGUACAAUAUCAAGCACAGUCUCAGAAUAAAAGUCAGAAUAUAAAAUUUUGAGUGGCUGCCCUUUCCUACUUUCCAUGGACUUUCAUCA
Molecule: messenger RNA, 1611 nt
Organism: Pocillopora verrucosa
Lineage: Eukaryota; Metazoa; Cnidaria; Anthozoa; Scleractinia; Pocilloporidae
Source: RefSeq, a predicted model, not a curated record